This is a messenger RNA of Penicillium bovifimosum, 537 nucleotides long. RefSeq names its product kinase-like protein. Lineage: Eukaryota; Fungi; Ascomycota; Eurotiomycetes; Eurotiales; Aspergillaceae. Gene Ontology annotation, biological process: protein phosphorylation. Gene Ontology annotation, molecular function: protein kinase activity; ATP binding. The transcript has 2 exons. Bases 1 to 537 code for a protein of 178 amino acids. The record is from RefSeq and is a predicted model, not a curated record.
AUGUCCCAAGAACUCAAAAUACCCAAGAAAGUCAGCUCCCCAAUCCUUUGCGAUUUUGGUUCGGCCAUACAUGGGGAUCAGCAUCACUCGGUAUUCAUUCAACCUCGGAUCUACCGAGCACCUGAGGUGAUUCUAGGCGUUCCGUGGACGUUUAGCGCCGAUAUAUGGAAUGUGGGAUGCAUGAUUUGGGAUAUCUACGAAGGCGGUUGUUUGUUUACAGGCCAAGACCCUGAAUUUGGAAGAUACCGGAGCCGAGCCCAUCUUGCCGAGAUUAUCAACCUUCUUGGCCCUCCGCCUCCUAGCCUUCUUAGAGAAGGGGAAUUGAAAGACAAAUUCUUUUCGAGUGAAGGCAAAUUCCUGAAUCCGGAUCUCUUGACGGGUUUGGUACCGCUUGAACAGAGGGAAACUACUCUGGACGGGAAAGCGGAGAGAGAAUCUUUUCUGCGUUUCAUGCGCAAAAUGCUACAAUGGGAGCCCAGUAAGCGAAGCUCGGCUAAGGAGCUAGCGGAAGACGAAUGGAUCCAUAGUCAUAUGUAA